UGCUUGAAAUAUUGUCGUUAUUUUUACCAAAUACAUUCCCUCACAUAGGCAUACGCGGCGAACACCAUCUGCGGACACCCUUCCAAAACCCAUAUAGUAUAUAACGUAUCUUACCUUCGGUUCUAGUUUUUAUUACACUUUAAAAAUGGGAUAGUUCAGGGAUGCAACAGUUUAUGUACAGUCCUGGAAACGGUUACUUUAAAGGAAGUUGACUGCGAUUCGCUUGUGUUCUUGAACUGUUUACCUGCGUGUGGGAUGCCUCAGACGCAGCUCACCUCUCCGUCAAAGGGACCAGAAUGAGUGCGGACUGUACAAGCUACUACAGUGCAGAAAACGUGUUUGUGAGUGGGUUCACGUGUCCCAAACCGGGCAACGAUGACAGUGCGGUCUUUUGCUGUGGAUUUAAUGAUAUCAAAUACUGCUGUGAUGACCCUAACAGCUUUUUUCCCUAUGAAUAUGGGUACAUGUGGUGGCUGAGUGUGGGGGCGCUGGUGGGCCUGUCCAUUGCAGCAGUAGUGCUACUUGCCUUUGUCAUCACCGUGUGUGUUCUCUGCUACCUCUUCAUUGCUACCAAGCCCAGCCGGCUGGACAAUGGACUUCCGCUGCGAGCCCCAGGUGCUGAUCUCGGGGCUCUGGAAGGGCCCAGCCACUCCAAUGCACCAACAGGUCCACAGGGAUUCCGCAAGCAUUUCCUGAGUCGCAAACUGGACUGCGACAACCAGCCCCCCGACCCCGACCGACUCUUUCAGAGGUGCUUCAUGGCCACUGUGACCACUAUAAAUGUUGAGGGGCCCUCCUAGACACAUCAGACACAACAACUGUGCAGACAUUCUACAGCAGUCUGCUUUCAAGACAGUUUUUGUGUGAGAAGUCUAAAAUGUAAAUAUUUUUUUAAAAGAACCAGCCUUCUGAGCAUGCUAGAUUGUGAGCAAACUGAUAUCAGUAAAAAUGAAAGAUGUCGGUUUAAGGCAGAUGACGGAAACACUGUGGGUGCUUCUGUGGCUAUUAGCUUUGCACAAAGCCAAGUCCAGAAACUUCAUAAGGGAACAUCGCCAAAGAACACCUCUUUCCAUUUCACUUGACAUGGAGUUUGUACAGCUUCAAGGCCUUUUCCACAGAGCUAACAGCACAAGGUAGUAAAAAUACAAAUGAACAAGUGGAGGUUGAUUCCUGGAUGAAAAGCAGAAACAAUGCUUUGGCUAUGCAGCUUUCUAAGAGAGAUGAUGACAGAAAGGGAUAUGACAGGGAUAUAACAGAAGGAGUCCAAAAAAGGCUGUCUUUUAAGAGUGGAACCCUUUCUUGUUCAUUUGCAACCUGCAUGCUGAUACAAAUCUCCAUAUGAACCUUGUAAAAAUCAAAAGUCUGGACUGAAUUUACUUUAGGGUUUACAAGUAACAUGUUCAAUGCUUUUUAAAUUAGCUUUUUUAAAGAUAAAUACAGUAUGUGUGUCUUUGUGGUUGUUCUUUUUCAAUAUUGUCUUGUUACAAUCCCUGACACGACUAACAAAGCUCUCAGCUCUCUAAUUGUGUUGUUUUUUGUAGGCAAUGAUAACCAGCAAUUUGCUUCAAUAGGAGGGGAAGCUUAUCAAUUUAAUAAGCUUCAAUCAUUUCAGUAUUUCUUUUCUAUGUAGACUGCUUUUAAUCCUAGAACUACCAUGCUCAUUUACCCAGAUAAAGACAGAAACAUAUUUUGUUACAUUAGAAUCAAAGGGAACAAUUACUGGAUCAAAUAGCUUUCUCUGUGUAUUUAGUUCGCCUGAGUCUUAAUACAUCACAGCACUGAGAUUAGCUUUCCAUUAAUGAAAAACAAAUUGUUGAACAUUCAAAUGUGAUGAAUUGUUAACAGACUGAGCAACCUUAAAGAAAAUCUGGUGACAGGUACAGUUACAUCUGUGCAUUUAAAAUAAAACAGGUGCAGGUGUCUCUCUGUAUAGUACUAUACAAUAUUUAUAGUAUAUACACAGAUGCCACAUGAACCCAAUGAAGUCUCUGCCAGACACUACCAGUGCCAAAGCAACUUUUAAGUGUCCUUUCCUGUCAUUAAUGUAGAGAAAUAUCAUUCGUGUCUCAAGAAUAAUUCUUCUACAAUGUAUCCUACUGUAUGCAAUAUGCCUGUUUCAUGAUGAAUUAUUGUACUAGUGAUUAUUAUAUUAGAAUAUGCUAUUAACUUGCACAGCUGGUGACUUUUACUUUGGUGUCUUUGUAUUUGAUGUGUCAGAAGAAUGCAAUUUUCAUUCAAUGCUGCAGAUGACCUGAUGUUUACAAAUCAAGAUGUAAGCUUUAUUUAUGCAUUUAGAUUUUGUCAUCAUUUAAAAUAAAGUUAUGAAAUAUAUUUACAAU
Messenger RNA from Lepisosteus oculatus (spotted gar), 2339 nucleotides. RefSeq names its product shisa like 2A (gene shisal2a). NCBI's taxonomy places the organism in Eukaryota, Metazoa, Chordata, Actinopteri, Semionotiformes, Lepisosteidae. The record is from RefSeq and is a predicted model, not a curated record.